Molecule: messenger RNA, 2791 nt
Organism: Fopius arisanus
Lineage: Eukaryota; Metazoa; Arthropoda; Insecta; Hymenoptera; Braconidae
Product: zinc finger protein 45
Exons: 5
Coding region: 516-2507 (663 amino acids)
Biological process (GO): regulation of DNA-templated transcription
Molecular function (GO): DNA-binding transcription factor activity, RNA polymerase II-specific; RNA polymerase II cis-regulatory region sequence-specific DNA binding
Source: RefSeq, a predicted model, not a curated record
UUUCUUCUUCUUGGCCUUCGUUAAGGGUUGAUUUCACUUCAUUAGGGGUUAAUUGGUCGGCGCUAGUAUUAUUAUUAAAUAAAUUUUCAGGAAAAAUAUGAAAAAGGCUCUCGCUGUCACUAGGAUUGAUCUCUAGUCAUUUUUGUUGCACAAGUGGUUGUUGUGGGAAGUCUAAAAAACACUAGCGGUUCAGGGAAAGGGUUGACAUCCGGUCAAAUGGCGUCCAUUGCCAAAAGGCACUGUUGUCACAUUUUGUCCAUACAGUGUUUCAAUACUUCCAAUUGUUUACAUUUUUGCUAAACAAUUUCACGUGGCUCGCCAAAUAUUGGGCAUCGAGGUAACCAAUAACAUUGCGGUGGAAUAAACAAUGAGACGAUAAAUUGGGGAUCGAUAUUCCGGGAUAUAUCAGAGGAAAUACUUAGAUAACGAAGUAAGAGGUUCUAGUUGUUAAAUGGAGUGAGAAUAAGGACUGGAGGAUAAUUUUCAGCUUUAAAGAAUAACAUUUUCCUGACGAGAUGAUGGAAGUUGGAACCGACGAGGAGGCUCAGGCUGUCCUCCUGGAAGGGAUGGAAGGGACUCAGUACAUAACGAUCCAGAGGAGUGAUGGUGAGGCCCUUGGCAAGGGUGUACCCCUGCUCACCCUGAGCGGAGAGCUGAUAUCCGAGGGAAUGGUUGUCGACAUGAUAAAUGCUGGAGUUGCCAAUGAAUUCAACACAGGGACACAGUACUACGAGACAGAUGAUCUCCUUCCUCACGAGUUGACUGAAGAGGAUAAGAAGCUGGCAGCAGCCCUAGUGGCAGUCCAGCUGCAAGCUCAGCAUAAGCAACAGCAGAUUCACACUCAGAACCAGCACAACGAUCCAACACUUCCAGAUGUCUCUCAACUGGCCACCCUCGCCCCGGUCAACACUUACACCAUUCAAACGAUAUCCCAGCAAGAGCCACCGCCCGUUUACUCCAGCCUUCCCACUUACAAGCGAAUAAAUCAUAAUGUCAAACAGGAGUUUAUCAAUGUUAAGAGUGAAUACGACAUCGAUGUGUCUGCUGACAGCAGCGAGGAUGCAGCUCCAGCAUCUGGACAGAAGAGAUCGCUGCCCCAUAAGAAGAGAAUUGCCAGAAAGCUCAAGCAGCAGACGAAGAAAAAUUCCAGGAAGGAUGCUGGCAAGAAUAAUCAGGAGAACAUCAUCGUGGAGGUUAUUGAGGAGCCUCAGGCCUUCAAGUGUGAACUUUGUGGGAACAAAUUUGGGGGGCAGCUCAAGUUCUUUGAACAUCUCAAGACUCACUACGAGCCUGUGAAACAGGAGACUAGAGUAGCUCAAGCAACCAAUACAAAUAUAACGAUAGCGUCAACAGAGUCAAUUCAAAUCGAGGAUACAGUGAUUGAGGAGUUCAGCGAGCCUGAGGACCUCAUGGAGGGAAUCCGAGGAGUGGUGGAGGAGACUGGAGCUCACAUUGACGAAGAGACAGAGUCCUCGACACUGGUGACAAACAGCUCGAACCUCUGGGAUAUCUCCGACGUUACAGAAACCGUGCAAGAGUCCACAGCCAGAGAAAUUAAUGAACAAGACUCCCAGGACAAGUUCGAGGAGAAAUUGCCAGAGACUGCCAAGAAGAAAAAAUCCCAGAAGGGCAAGAAAUCCCAGAACGAAGAGAUGUCGUGUCCCCAGUGCGACAGAACUUUCCACCACAAGAACAGUCUUAUCUAUCAUAUGAGAUCGCACACUGGUGAGAGACCCCAUCAGUGCGAAGUAUGUGGAAAAAGUUUUUUUGCUGCUAGUGCACUGAAGGUCCACAAACGUCUUCACAGUGGAGACAAGCCGUACAAAUGCGAAGACUGUGGUCGUCAUUUUCGACAAUGGGGCGACCUGAAGUAUCACUCAAUGAGUAUUCACUCAGAGCAACGACAAUUCCAGUGCGAAUACUGCGGAAAAGAUUUUGCUCGAAAGUAUUCCCUCAUCGUUCAUCGUCGAAUUCACACUGGCGAGAAGAAUUAUCGUUGCGAAUACUGCAACAAAACAUUUCGAGCCAGCAGUUACCUGCAGAAUCAUCGCAGAAUACACACAGGGGAAAAGCCACAUCCCUGUACUGUUUGUGGUAAGCCUUUUAGAGUGAGAAGUGAUAUGAAACGACACAUGCAUACACACGACAGGGGACGACAGGAGAGGCUCGCCAGCAGGCUCGUCAGCAAAAAUUCCAAUGAAGGAGAUGACAAGGAGCUCAAUGCAUCGAAUGUUGUCAAGAGUCUUGAUGACACUAACAAGGCCCUCCACUCCUCGAUAAUCCAGGAUCUCGUGCAGGAGCUCAAACUCGAAGUCGAGCAGAAUAAUGUCGUAGAAAUUGUUCCACCUGAGGACAAUCCCGAGAGUAUUUUACCCCAUGGAGGGGGACAGGGCUCUCAGGUUGAACGCUUGUAUCCCGUUGGCGGUGGAAGUGAUGAUAAUCCUGAUAGAGAUCCCUUGGAAGCUGUCGAUAGAACAUCCGACACUUUGCAGUAUUUCUUCAUAUAAUCCAAGCAGCACCCUGGGUAUCAUCAGAACCCAAACUAGUAAAGCCCAUCAAGAAUGAAAAUAGUCAUUCGCGAUCGACUGAGCUACAAUUUUCUAAAUAAAUUUUCUAUCUUAAGAAAUACCAUUCUUACAAAAAAAAAAAUAUUAUCCCCAACAAUUGUAAAUACCUUGAUUACAAAAAAAAAAAUGAAGUCCUUCUAUAAACCGCAAUAACGUAGUAAAAUCUCACAAAAGAGAUUCCGUUAGUUCUCGUUUUUAUUUUAUCUUAAAACAAAACAAAAAAA